This is a messenger RNA of Plectropomus leopardus (leopard coralgrouper), 4681 nucleotides long. RefSeq lists its product as uncharacterized. Gene Ontology annotation, molecular function: nucleic acid binding; zinc ion binding. The record is from RefSeq and is a predicted model, not a curated record. NCBI's taxonomy places the organism in Eukaryota, Metazoa, Chordata, Actinopteri, Perciformes, Serranidae.
GCAAGCUGGAUGACGAACCCUGCACGCUGUGUUUUCAUUGCUGCUGCAUCCUUUCUGUAUUUCACAGAAAUUCUUUAUUGUUACUGUGGCUCCAAUUCUGGGACCCGAAACAAAUUGUUGGGGCUCAUCCCUGAUCUCUCUCCAUCUGAAUCAUCGGGGGGAGCAGAUCCAGAACUACCAGAACCACGAGGCCAAGAUGAAGCGGCGUGACUGCAGCGGCAGGAACGACAGCUGGUUGCUGAUCACGAGGGGAGAUCGGAGCCAGUGGAGGGUCCUCAUUCUUCCAAGGGAACUGCACUGCUGUUUUAUCAGACCAACGCACGUCGUGUUGAUAGCACGCAAAGAGCUCACAUGAAACAUCAAACAGAACUUGUACAAGCUCACAGGUGCUGAAGUCUACCGGCUUGCUAGGGACAUCGCAACUGACGGACAUGGUGCAGAAGAUUUGGAGUCUACUGAUGAAGAAGGUUGUGUUGUGACUAUAUCAUAAGCUAUAUGCAGUCUGAUACCUUACUUAGAUCUGAGGAUUGAGGUAUGGGUCAACUGUUAAUGCAGAAUGAUGUAGUAAAUGGUAUCAUUCAACCUAUUCAAACUUGAUACAGCUAUCAUCACAAAUGGGAUAACACAGGAACAUGAGACAUUCACAGCCAUGCCAGCCAAGAUAGCUGAUCACACUACACUCAAACAUGAUAACGAUGACACGUCAAAUACCAAACACAUGACUAGUCUUCCAACAACAGCCAUCACAGUUCAUCCAACACCACAGCACACAAACCUUAGUAUAGACACUACCACACGAAGUGUAGUUGAGCUCCAAGUAAUACACGAAGAGCUAGGCAAGAAGCAGCACACUACAAAGACAUGGCUAGCACAGCACACACCACAGCCUAGGUGAGUCUGCACCACCUCAGCCUCCACAUCUAAGAAAAGUUGACGCAAAGAAAAUGGUUUCCUUAAAAGACCUUCGUCUCCUCCAGCGUAUGGAAUUUAAGGUGUAUGUGGUCAGUCCAGACAAAAAGCAACCCAUACACAUAGUGUUUGGGUGGAUGGUGGUGACCAAGCUGCAAACCUGAAAGAACAUCAGACAAUUGAACAACCCAGCGCUCAAGUAGAGACUUUGACAAACGUGGUUGCUGCUUUAAUGGGCCACCAAACAGCAGUGAUACAAGCAGCCCACUCAAGGGUUCCACCUGUCCAAACACCAGGCCAGCCACCGUCACACCCCUCUGCAACGCCUAUUCCUAACCGAGUGCCUCCUCCCACACCGGGCCCGCCCUCUCUCACAAGGACAGGUAAAGUACCAAGUUGUACUAACUGUUUGAACCAGGGCUCAGAGAACUGUAACCAUUGUUUUGUGUGUGGUGAACCAGGACAUCGAGCAGUUGGCUGUCUAAAGAGAGCCAGGCAGCAGGUAAACGGGAUUCGGUCUCUGCUGAGGGCGUUCCACAGUUCCAGUCCCACCCACCUCCCUCAGCUGCUAGUAGGGGCUAAUGUCCUCCAAGCAAUGAUUGAUGGACAAGAAUCCUUGGCUGAUGCACAGGGUCUGGUUACUAGGUUACUCCUACGUAAAGCACUUGGCGUGAAAGAAGAACAAGCAGAAGCUAUGGUUAACUACAUUCAGAUCCAAAAGAAACCGAACUACAGCAUGUCCACAAUCAGAGUGGGUAAAGAGGAUAUGAGCAUACCAGCGGGAAAAACGAUGCAUGUGCAGUGCAGAGUACCACCAAUGUUUGACAUGUCCGAUCCUGUUGUCCUGUAUGAACCCUCAGAGGAGAAUAUGACCUUACAACAGCUGAGUGUCGGAGAGGGUAUCUUGGAAACCAGUAGCAGGUGGCCUCUUAUCACUAUGCCCAUUUCCAACCACACUAAACAGAACACCAUCCUCCCAAAGAGAACCGCCUUGGGCUCCAUCCAGCACACAGCCAAAGUCAUUGAGAUGGGAAAGACAGAGACACAAUGGGUUGAGACAUCCCAGCUUACCACGGUCAGGGCUGAUGUUAACAAUGUCACCACUCCUAGCACCACCCCAACUGAGUCAAGGCUCAGUUUGGGUGGUGCUUUGAUGAAGAGUCUGCAGUGUUUGCUUGUGACAGCAGCGACAAUGGGUGUAUCCCUUCCCUCCAGAUGUCAGUUAGGCUCAAGGAUGACAUCCCCGUUCAGAAAGCUUAUGCUUCUAUUCCCAAGCCGUUGUACAGGGAAGUAAAAGAGUACAUCUAGGUGUUGUUAGUCAAAGGAUGGAUUGUGAAGUCUCAGUCACCAUAUGCUGCACCUAUUGUUUGUGUGAGAAAAAAAAAGAUGGGUCAUUGCGUCAGUGCCUUACAAACAUCCACUUACCCACAUACAGGACUUGAUUGACUCUCUUGGGGGCUACAGCUGGUUUUGCAUCUUAGACCAGGGAAAAGCCUAUCACCAAGGCUUUAUUGCUGAGGGUUCCAGGCACCUGACUGCCUUCACUACCCCUUUGGGUUUAUAUGAAUGGGUCUGGAUGCCCUUCGGAUUGUCAAACGCACCAGCAGCCUUCCAGAGAAGCAUGGAGGAAGUCUUACAUCAAGUUCACUUCUUGAACUUGUCUGUAUUGACUUCUUCCACCUUGAGACCAGCCGUGGUGGUUAUGAGUAGUCAACCACUUCACCAGGUUUGCCUAAGCAUACCCCACCAGAAACAAGGCUGGCAAAACUGCUGCUGACAAGAUUUUUGAUGACUUUGUCCCUCGGUUCGGAUACCCAGCCAAACUCCACCACGAUCAGGGCAGAGAGUUUGAAAAUGAACUUUUCGGAGCUCUCCGACAGUACUCCUGCAUGUACUCCAGGACCUCCCCUUACCAUCCACAAGGCAAUCCUGCGGAAAGGUUCAAUUGAACCCUGUUACAGAUGCUUUGGUAACUUGGUGAGAGAGUACUGGAAGGAUCAUUCGCCUCAUGACAUUCAUGCGUACAAUUGCACCAAGCACGUCAACAGGCUACUCCCCAUAUCAUCUGUUAUAUGGUCGCCAUCCACAUCUCCCUGUUGAUCCCCCCUUUUUGGGUUGAUAGUAGAGGAAGAAACAAACACAGCAAGAGGAUACACAGAAAAAUGGGCAGAGAAAAUGAUUGAGGCAUAUAAGAUUGCAAGCACCAACAGUCAACAGUAGAGUGCCAAAGGUAAACAUUAUUAUGACAGAAGGAACAGAGGUGCGACUCUUCAGGCAGGAGACAGGGUCCUUGUUCAUAAUGUUUCUGAAAGAGGAGGCCCAUGCAAACUAAAGCCCUACUGGGAAAAGAUUAUCUAAAUUGUCAGAGACCAGCUUGUGGACAACCCAGUCUAUAAGGUGAGCCCUGAGGCUGGGAACCGUCCCGUCCACACUCCAAGUAAAUGACUUAUCUGUCGAGCCACCAACCACGAACAUACCUGCAAAGUCACAAAAGGGAAAUGGAAGAUCAACAAGUCCAUUGAACACACUUGAACAGACACAGAACCAUGACACAAGUGAAUCAGAUGAGGAAGAGGAAUGACCAAGGUAUUGGCUGCAGAUACCCAGAAAAGAGUUGAAAAUGUCAUACCUCAGCAGAGGGUUACCUUUGAGACACAAAACCACCCUGAGCAGGUAGACACCUACUUAAGAGUAACUGACCCUGAAUUCUGAAUUUGAAAGAGAAAGUGUCAAUGAGGAGGAACAAGAAGGACAAAAUGAGUGAGAACUACGUGUUGAGGAACCCCAGAUUUACGUUGAACAUAAACUGUCUCAGACUAAUGACCAAGAAAUAGAGGGCCAGGGGAUUAUACCAUAUACCUGCCAUUCACCUACCCCAUUCACUGUUAUUGAAGGGUUUAUGAACAUUGGACAUUUAUAUGUGGUUACCUAGUAAUAAGCUGUCAGAUUUUGGAUAUACCACAGGUUUAUGUGUGAAGUGUUUUGUAUGUUAAUAAGAGUUUACAUUGUUAUUGGAAAAGAAGAGGAUACAUUUUGAGUUUUAUUCCUAAUUGCAAGUGUCAGGAGCCACUUUUGUUUGUAGAGGAGUGUGUGGUACACCUCAAAACUCUGACCACUUUUGCAUUUUUUUAUUUAAUUAGCUGGACAGUAAUUUUCUGUUAUUUACAAAGCCUAAUAUUAUUUGAUGGAAUGUACAUGACAACCACAGUAUUUUAUUUUUCAUACAUAAUGUAGAGAAAAGGACUAAAUGUAAGCAGCACCUAGGUGGAACUUUGGUUGCAGAAGCGGCUCACCCCGGUUUGUCAUGUGGGGGGGGGGGGCUUCCGUUCCCAAUCCAGAUGCAAUCUGGAUGACAAACUUUGCACGCUGUGUCUUCAUUGCUGCUACAUCCUUUCUGUAGUUCAUAGGUCAGUAGCUGGUGUAUGUUACCAAUUUCAACUUCAUAAAAUGUAACUCCAUGUUACUCAGAUGUUUUGAGAUUGUUUUAAGUAUUUCUGUCUGUCUUCGAAAACUAUAAAAUACAGCUGAUGUGUGAGGUUGGCAGGUGCACAGGCCGCAGAGCGAGCACUCACAGCGUGUUGGUUUAAUGGGUUUAUAUUUUACCUGUGUACUGUCUUGCAGGCAGGCUGCUACACAUUUUAUUUAUUUAAUCAACAUUUUAUUUUGGGCUUUGAUACACAGUAGGAACUGUUUUAAAGUAAAGUAGUUGAUAAUAAUUCCUAUAAUUAGAGUUCAUUGUCAUACAGUAAUAAAUGUUUAUGAGAAAUGUAAA